AUGUGUGGGAUUUUCUUCUCUCUGAGCACUAAUGGAUCUGUGCUUCCAAAUGAGGAGACUUGCACUCUAUUGCGGAACCGAGGGCCAGAUAGCUUCCAGGUUCAUACAGUACAACGGAGCUUGGCUCCGGGUCAUUCUGUCCAUUCGCCAGCUCCGAAUAUAGUCCUCACAUUCGUUUCCACCGUGCUGUCACUGAGGGGAGAUCGUAUUCAUUCUCAGCCGUUUGUGGAUCCAACCACGCAGUCCGUGCUUUGCUGGAACGGCGAGGCUUGGAAGAUAGCUGGUGAACCUGUCCAGGAUAAUGAUACCGAGUUAAUCUUCCAGUCAUUUUUACAUGCUAUCAAACCCUGUUCGGGGCAAGAACUUUCAAGAACCUCAACUGAGAGAGAUGAGAAAGGUGCGGUUCGACGAAUAGCGGAUGUUAUAAGUAACAUAACAGGCCCCUUCUCCUUUGUUUUCUAUGAUGCCGUCAACUCAAAGCUUUAUUUCAGUAGGGACUGUCUUGGACGGCGAUCUCUGUUGCGAGGCCUCGACGAGGCUGGGAACCUGAGGAUAUGCAGUAUCUGCGAUAGUUCUUCAUCAACGCACUUUGACGAAGUCGAUACCAAUGGCGUGCAUAUGAUUGACUUUGAACAAAACAUCCUGCAGAAUGCUCUUGGACCUGGUCCCAUCAAAUUCAACCUUGAAAGCAUUCAAACACUUCCCUGGGAGCACAAAGAACCGUCGCUCAGCUAUUUGCAAACCCAGAGGAACCCAAUACCUCAGAUGAACAAAUCUAUUCCUGAUGGUACGCCACCUCCGCUGACUGUCGACUCUCCCUGUGUCCAAGAACUUGAGCAAGCACUCCGUGAAUCUCUCCAACUAAGGAUUCAGAAUGUGCCUGAACCGCCAUCCACCACCUCUGGUGACGUGAAAGUUUCAGUGCUAUUCUCUGGUGGACUUGACUGCACUUUACUUGCUAGACUGUCCCAUGAUGUCCUCUCCAAGGAUGAGACGAUUGAUCUACUCAAUGUUGCAUUCGAGAACCCCCGCGUGGCCGCAGCAGCUGCAAAUAAAGGAGAGGCGACCUUGUCUGUCUAUGAAAGCUGUCCAGAUCGCAUGACGGGUCGUGCAGCAUUCGCCGAACUGCAGAGAGUUUGCCCAGAUCGCAACUGGCGAUUCGUUGCUAUAGACAUACCCUAUGCCCAAACAAUCGCGCACCGCGAUAUGGUCAAGCGCUUGAUGCGGCCACACAACACAGAGAUGGACCUUUCGAUUGCCUGCGCGCUCUACUUUGCGUCUCGCGCGAAAGGUACAGCACUCGACAGCCGAGGCAACUCGAUUGAACCACGCCAAUAUACCAGUUCCGCCAGAGUACUGCUUUCCGGUCUAGGAGCCGAUGAAUUGUUCGCGGGCUACGCACGACAUGGGGUGGCAUUUGCGCGGGAUGGAUUCCGCGGCCUUAUCGACGAGAUCCAUCUGGACGUCAGCCGUCUCGGCAAGCGUAACCUUGGUCGCGACGAUCGAAUCCUCUCAAACUGCGGUCGUGAGCCCCGAUACCCAUACUUGGACGAAGACUUCGUGUCCUACGUGCUGCGAGCUCCUGUGUGGGAGAAAUGCGGCUUCGGGGUGCCCGAUCUGCCAGAAGGCACAACAACAGACCAGACAGGCAUUGACUCCGAGAAGAAGGCACUCCGCCUUCUAGCCCUGAAGCUGGGCAUGUCCCACGUCGCGAGGGAGAAGAAGCGAGCGAUCCAGUUCGGCUCCAGAACCGCCAAGAUGGAAAAGGGUAGAACGAAAGGCACCGAUGCGCUGAGCUGA
This is a messenger RNA of Aspergillus clavatus NRRL 1, 1800 nucleotides long. Its product is annotated as asparagine synthetase domain-containing protein. Bases 1 to 1800 code for a protein of 599 amino acids. Gene Ontology annotation, molecular function: asparagine synthase (glutamine-hydrolyzing) activity. Lineage: Eukaryota; Fungi; Ascomycota; Eurotiomycetes; Eurotiales; Aspergillaceae. The transcript is spliced from 2 exons. The record is from RefSeq and is a predicted model, not a curated record.